Molecule: messenger RNA, 1113 nt
Organism: Drosophila teissieri
Lineage: Eukaryota; Metazoa; Arthropoda; Insecta; Diptera; Drosophilidae
Exons: 3
Coding region: 1-1113 (370 amino acids)
Source: RefSeq, a predicted model, not a curated record
AUGAUUAUUCAGCCCCGCAACGUCUGGACAAAAAGACUUGCCCUGGGCCUAAAGAUUAUUUUACUCUUCCUUAACCAAUUUGGCAUCGACUAUAUAGUGCUUGCCGUUGCCCCAUUCAUUCCGUUGAAAAAUGGAGGUUUACUUUUCCGUUCCCCGAGGUUCUUCGAUGUACUGAUGUCUGCUAUCAUUAUGCAUGUCACGAUUUGGAAUGUCUUUCGGCUGUUUUGCUGGAUGAGUAGCCUGUCCUGGAAUCGACAAUUUGUGGAACUAGUGAACAACGUGAUCCACGUAACAACACGGAUAGAUGGCAUUGUGGGACCGCUCUCCUUGGAAGGUACCUCCUUGCUGAUCCUGUACAUAGUUCAGUUAGACCUGACUCUGCUGCAGAUGGUUGGGUAUAGUCAAGUUGGACUACACCUCUUCUCCCUAUACAACUUAAUCCUGGAGCUUUUCUUCAACACGUAUGUGGUAUACGAGUUGCUCUUACUGUCCUGGAUCGCUGCUUUCAAUAGGUUCUUAAAGGUAUACGCACAGGAAUGGAACCCUUCCAAAAUGCAGCGCCUGAAGUUCCUUGAACUGUUUAAUCUAUAUUCAAGGAUUGGCAUUAUUCACCAGGAAAUCCAGCAUCUGUGGCUGCCAUUAGCGAGUGUUAUUUUCUCCGACAUUUUAAUGCUAGUGUCCAAUUGGUCCUUUGUCAUAUCCUGCUUCCUGUUCGAUAACUUUGCCGAAGGAGGCGAUUGUAGUUGGAAAUAUGGAAUACCCGUUACCGCCGCCCAGGCUUCCCUUUUACGUAUUUUAUUUCUCGGUCUUUGCAACGAUCGAUUGGCACUACAGCAGUGCUUCCUUAGAUUGCAACUCCUGGUUAUUAGCUUAAAGGUCCAGGAUCAGCUGGAUCAGAAAUUCAAAUGGGAUGUAAAUAAUCUGCAAACCUGUUUCAAUCUGCAGCUGUGGGCCCAGCCGAUCAGGAAUCAGAUUAUGAGCGUUAAUCAGGAAUGCGGAUGUUCGUUUGUACUCGACUUCUUCUUUUGCGCACUGCUAAACGCCUUGGGCUGUGUGCAGUAUAGAUUAUCCGUGAACAUUCGUUCCUUCCACUUCUUAGAUACAAUAACUUGA